This is a messenger RNA of Prunus armeniaca (apricot), 1035 nucleotides long. The record is from the annotation of a GenBank genome assembly. NCBI's taxonomy places the organism in Eukaryota, Viridiplantae, Streptophyta, Magnoliopsida, Rosales, Rosaceae.
AUGGAGAAAGUGUCAACGUUUCCUUCUUCAGCUUUGCAAUUAUUACCUCCUGGUUUCAAAUUCCAUCCAUCUGAUGAAGAACUCAUUGUUCAUUACUUGCGAAACAAAGUGAUUUCGCAUCCACUUCCAGCGCAGUUGAUCACUGAAAUCGAUCUCUAUAAGUAUAAUCCGUGGGAGCUACCCAACAAUGCUUUGUUUGGAGAAGAUGAAUGGUAUUUCUUCAGCCCGAGGGACCGGAAGUAUCCAAAUGGGGUGAGGCCAAAUAGAGCAGCAGCGUCAGGCUAUUGGAAGGCUGCUAGCAGUGACAAGCCAAUUCUUACCUCUCGUGGAUUGAAGCGCAUCGGGGUGAAGAAGGCUUUAGCCUUUUACACUGGUCGUGCUCCAAAAGGAGUUAAAACUGAAUGGAUCAUGAACGAGUACAGACUGCUUGACAAUACCAUUAAACCAUCAAGGUUAAAAGGGUCUAUGAGAUUGGAUGAUUGGGUACUAUGUCGAGUUCAACAGAGAGGAAAUAGAUCAAAGAACACAUGCAACAGUCAAGACAACUAUAGCACAGAAUUUUGGAGGUACCUACCAAAAGUUGAGCAGACACAGCCUACAUAUGCAAACCUUCAUGCUGAUAUUAUCACCGAUUUUCUAUAUAAAGACUGCCAACUAUUAGCUUCCAUACUUUCCAGUCAAGCUCCAUCUCCAACAGAGACCAAUUCAAGCGUGAGCUUUCAAGGGAGCAAAGAUAGCUAUGAAGUUGGUUCAAAUAAUAUGGUAAAAUCAACAAUAUCAAUUUCUUCUUCGGGCAUUGAUUCCAACACACUAAAAAUGAAAAGUACAGAAGAAAAUCACUUUCCACUCAUCAACAAUCGUGAAAGCAAGAAAAUAGAUGAGAAUCUUCUGCCUAGCAUGAGACCGGCAGGCAACGCUAUCAACUGCUACAUCCCAAACCACUCCCAGUAUGAACUACUCAAUGCUCAUCCAACCGAUCCCACCAACUUUGAGAAGUUUAAUGAAAUGACCUUCCCAGGGACAUACUUCGAGUAA